UUGUUUUUGUUUUUAAUCGAACGAUGCCUGUCAUCUGACGCCUAACGCUAUUGCCUCCAUAAUGGCGGAGAUAUGAACUCGAAACCGCUGGUUCAGGUCAUGGAUAUAAAGCUGAUUGGGAGCACUCAGGAGCGAUACCGGUUUUGAUUUCUGACCGGUCUCAACUCAGCACGCGAUGCUUGCCACUCAGCUUAACGACCGAGUCAAGACUGGUCAAGUCAAGAAGGAUCCGUUGUUCAGUUGAUUGAAUACAUCUGCAGCACUGUUCAAAAUCGCAAGAUUAUUGUUGUACUGAACAUGGAAACUAUUAUACUGGACUGCGAAAUCAUUGGGAAUCCAAAAAUGUUUACAGAAUCGGCGUCAACGACUCAAAGAGCAAUUCCAAAUGGAAACCCAGAGCACCCGGUGCAGAUUAAUAAUUUCGGUGCUCCAAAUCCUAGCACAUUUAACGCUCCAAAUCCUAGCACAUAUAAUGCCCCAAAUCCUGGCACAUUUUCUACUCCAAAUUCUACCACAAGAACUCCAAAUACUGGAACAUUCAGAGCGGCAAAUUCUGGCACAUUUAGGGCUCCAUAUCCUGGCAAUAAUGUACAGAGUUUUCGACCCACUGUUCAGCCAUCAUACCAACCACCUCCAAACUACAGAAAUCAUGGUCCAAUAUUGAAGAAUGAGGCACCGGCACGAAUCAUUCCUAUUGCUGCGUUGAAUCCUUACCAAGGCCGGUGGGCUAUCAAGGCAAGAGUGACUGCGAAGGGAGAUCUCCGACGCUACAAUAAUGCUCGGGGGGAUGGGAAGGUUUUCUCUUUUGACCUCCUUGAUUCUGAUGGAGGGGAAAUAAGAGUGACCUGUUUUAAUGCUAUUGUUGACCGCUUCUAUGAUGUUAUUGAGGUUGGUAAAGUCUAUUUGAUUUCAAAAGGUAGUUUGAAACCUGCACAGAAGAAUUUUAACCAUUUGAAGAAUGAAUGGGAGAUAUUUUUGGAGGCUACUUCAACCGUGGAUCUUUGCCCUGAGGAGGAUGGUUCAAUACCAACACAGCAGUUCUCCUUCAGACCUAUCAGUGAAAUUGAGAAUGCUGAAAACAAUUCCAUAGUUGAUGUUAUCGGUAUUGUGAUAUCUGUGAACCCGUCAGUUCCUAUCUUGAGAAAGAACGGCAUGGAAACUCAGAGAAGAAUUUUGAAUCUGAAGGAUAGAUCUGGUAGGAGUAUUGAGCUAACUCUUUGGGGAGAUUUCUGCAGUAAGGAUGGUCAAAAGCUGCAAGAGAUGGUUGAUGUUGGUUUUUUCCCUGUUUUAGCUGUUAAAGCUGGGAAGGUUAAUGAUUUCAGUGGGAAAUCAAUUGGGACGAUCUCUUCAACCCAGCUCUUUAUAAAUCCAGAAUUCCCAGAGGCCCGUGACCUGAGAGAGUGGUUUGAUCGAGGGGGAAAGGAUACUGCUUCCAUGUCCAUUUCUAGAGAAAUGCUGGCAGCUGGUUCUAAGAAUGAAAUACGCAAAACUGUUGCUCAGAUCAAGGAUGAAGGUCUUGGAAGAUCUGAGAAGCCCGACUGGAUCACUGUGAGGGCAUUCAUAACUUUUAUUAAAUCAGAUACUUUCUGUUAUACGGCUUGCCCAUUGAUGAUUGGAGAUAGACAGUGCAAUAAGAAAGUGACACAGUCUGGAAACAGAUGGGAAUGUAACAGGUGCAAUCAAGAAUUUGAGGAAUGUGAUUACAGAUAUCUACUUCAGGCCCAGAUUCAAGACGAGACAGGUUUGACUUGGGUAACAGCUUUCCAGGAAUCUGGUGAAGAGAUCAUGGGCUGCCCGGCCAAGGAGUUGUAUGUGUUGAAAUAUGAAUUGCAGGAUGAUAUCAAAUUCGGAGAGAUAAUAAGGAGUAGAGUCUUUAACCAAUACCUUUUCAGGCUUAAGAUCAAAGAGGAAAUGUAUGGAGAUGAGCAGAGGGUGAAGAUCACUGUUAUUAAAGCAGACCAGUUGAAUUAUUCUUCUGAAAGUAGGUACCUUCUCGAUUUGAUAUCAAAGCUCAAAAGGUGAAUGAUUUUAGACCAAGGUUAAAUGAAUGAUCAGCAGUAAAAAGAAAUGUGUAGUUGUGGUUCUUUGAAUUGAUC
Molecule: messenger RNA, 2096 nt
Organism: Pistacia vera
Lineage: Eukaryota; Viridiplantae; Streptophyta; Magnoliopsida; Sapindales; Anacardiaceae
Product: replication protein A 70 kDa DNA-binding subunit A
Exons: 2
Coding region: 298-2022 (574 amino acids)
Biological process (GO): DNA replication; meiotic cell cycle; double-strand break repair via homologous recombination
Cellular component (GO): nucleus; DNA replication factor A complex
Molecular function (GO): damaged DNA binding; single-stranded telomeric DNA binding
Source: RefSeq, a predicted model, not a curated record